Oncorhynchus masou masou (cherry salmon) is the source of this 3908-nucleotide messenger RNA. Its product is annotated as hepatoma-derived growth factor-like. The transcript has 6 exons. The record is from RefSeq and is a predicted model, not a curated record. Lineage: Eukaryota; Metazoa; Chordata; Actinopteri; Salmoniformes; Salmonidae. The coding region runs from base 394 to 1056 and encodes 220 amino acids.
CAGAUAACAAGUCUGCUCGGAAGAGGGAAGCGGUUCCAAUUUCAAACAAAAACAAGUCUCUAUAUACAGAGGAUUUCAACGGCAGGAAUAACGGGAUUUUUUAUAAAACAUACGAAAAUUAUAAUUGAUAGGUGCAGUUUGUAACCACACACUGCAAAGCACUAGACCGCGCAAAGUUACCAAUUCGAUUGCGUCCACUUUCCAAUUUUCUACGCGUGGCUGAAUUUUGACGCGAAAACCUAAAGCAACCGAAAGUUGGAGCUCCUAACCUAACAAGUGCAACCCUCUCGGUUGCUAUAUUUCGUUGUUCUUGCAACAGUAAACCGACAUUGUCCAUUUUUAUAUAUAUAUAUAUAUAAAAAAAUAAUAAUCUUAUUCAUCCACUGAGAAGCCAUGCCGAGGUCGAAUAGGCAAAAAGAAUAUAAGCCUGGAGAUCUCGUGUUUGCGAAAAUGAAGGGUUAUCCACAUUGGCCCGCGAGGAUUAACGAGUUACCCGAAGGAGUGGUCAAGUCCCCCUCCAACAAGUACCAAGUGUUCUUCUUUGGGACACAUGAGACGGCAUUCCUGGGUCCCAAGGACCUGUUCCCUUAUGAGGAGGGCAAGGAGAAGUUUGGCAAGCCCACCAAGAGGAAAGGCUUCAGCGAGGGUCUCUGGGAAAUUGAGAACAACCCUACAGUGAUACACGAACCUGCGGGCUAUGAGCCAGCAAAGAAGGAGACUCCAGCAGAGGGGGCGGUGGAGGAAGGAGGGGCACAAAAGGGGGAUGCAGAAGGAAGCAGUGACGAGGACGAAGGGACCCUCGUCAUCGAUGAGAAGAAUGACAAGGGAGUGGCCAAGAGGAAAGCUGGGGGUUCCAGCGAGAGCUCUCCUAAACGACCUAAGGACACAGAGGGCAAAGGUGACUCGAAGGUGGAUAGUAAGAAGUCUGACACUGAGCUGAAGCUUAAUGACAAGGCAGGGCAUAAGCCCACUGAGCUGUCUUCUGCGCCGGUUGAAUCAAAACCACCGACAGAGGGCCAACUAACAUCAGAGAAGCCUGUGAUGGACAGUGCUUAACAUCAAGCCUCCGAGGAUGACCAAGAACCCUUGGUUCUUUUCUGUGGAAUUUGGGGCGUCAACACACAGUAAUUAGCUAAUCUUUGAAUGCUAGUGUUCUGCUGUUUAAGUAACUGGAAAGUGUUAAGACCUAUAUAGAAAUUGUACUUGCUAUAUAUCGAUAGAUAUAUAUUGAAAGGCAAAAAAACCUUACUUGCCAGUUGGGGAUAUUGUAUAUCCCAGGAUUGAAAUUGUCAAGUCAAACCAAUAGUGAUGAGAAAUUCAAGGCUCAAGAGGAAAUGUGUUUCGGAUGUAUAAUUCUUUUAUUUUUUUUGUCCAAUUAUGAUGUCUGGCUGCUAGGUGUCAAAUGCAUUACAGUUUAGAGAGUACACAUACGGUUUCUUUAACUAGAAUCUAAACAUAAGCAAAUUAAUACAAAAACAAAACAAAUUUGGGGAAAUCUAGUAAACAUUACAUUCAUAAUUAAUUUCCAUUUAACAUAAAAAUCCUGUUUUUGAAUAGGUUUUUAGUUAUGAGGGUUGUUGGUGUUAGACUUGAUAGCUUUUUGCUAUGUCGUUGUGCUUUAUAAAAAGAUGUGUUCUUGGCUUUAAGGUGUAUACAUAAUAGUAAUUGUACUUGCUUUUCUUUCCCGUUCCUCUGCCUGACUUUGAAACAGGCGAUGUAUUUUCUUACUCAUGGUGUGUUGCACUUUUAAGAUAUUUAACUUUGCCUAGAUCAUUAGUAAGUUUUUCUAGCGACAACUAUCGUUUUAACGCUAUAUAACAUUUUGCAUGUUACCUGUACAUGGUAGGUGACCAAAUAAUGCACCUUCAAUGACACCGAAUUCCCUAUUUUGAUUGAAUGUCACAUUUAUUUACAGAAGCACAAGGAAACGAAAACCACUUUGCAAACCCCUGUCUUAACCCUUUACACUCAAACCCAUAUAUGGGUUGAAAAUGGCAGAUUUGGGCACUGAUAAGUUUAAAUUGGAACGCAGUGGCUCUACAGUAACAUGCUAUAAAUGACGUCAGAGCUCUGGCUCUGCGUGUCACAGCGCUGUAUGGGUUUUGACUGACAGCCUUACUUGUCGUGUGCGGUGCUCAAGUUCAGAAAUUGCCCCCAUCUCUCCCUUACUGGUUGUAUUUUCAGAUUUUGGGAUCAACAAAUGCGAAGAAAUGUACACUAAAUGUAAAAUGCACAUAAAAUCAGCAGUGUAAUGUUUGGAUGUCAGGCGAACUGUUGUCCUCAGCGUUGGUCUAGAAAGGAUUCCAUAAUCUCCAAACUGUUCCCUUUCAAUUGCUACCAUGCUUAUGCAUAUGCAUUAUCAUAUGUCUUCUAUCAGAACCAUUACAAUUUAUCACUGUCCAUAUAGAUCAAUUCCAACGUGUAAAUAGUGAAGGGAAAUCUAUAUUUCAAAAACUACCCCAAAAUGAGAUGUGCAUUGUUAAAAGCAAGAAAAACAUUCCUGAAUGUUUCUGUGACAAUGUUGGUAUUAACCAGUGACAUGUUUGAUGAAGCGCAAUACUUUCAGGUCUGGAAGAUGACUAGGAAGGGGACUAUGUUCUAUGGAAGGGGCAUUCAUUCCUACCCUGGAGGUCUGGAGUACUGCUGGUUUUCAGUUCUAUUAAUUGCACCUAAUUAAUUUCACCUACCUGAUAUCCCAGGUUAAACCUGAAUUAGAAAGGGAAUAAUGAAAAGUGGAAAAAAGCAGUGGAAGGUUCAGAUUUUAAUGAGUUCUUGAAAAAAUAUUUUACAUUUCUUUAUAGAAACUGCACUGUUCAUUGGUCCAGACAUUUUACAAUCUCAUGUCAUCCAUCUCUUAUGGUGCUUUAAUGGUGACAAUGUUGUGAAAAGGACAUCAGCCUUGUGGCCAACAAGAUGGUGUUCAGGUUAUUUUGAUAUUGGGGCACCUGUGACACUUCAACACUGUGCAGAAUAGCUCUGUCUUUGGGUACAUGAUUGUCACAAUUCUGAUUUGAAGUUGCUCUGCUUUUUCCCUUAUACUAUUCACUGUGGGGCAUACUUAGAGUAUGUGUAACUGUGUGUAGCUUAAUAUUUUGGUGUGAGUGACUUGCCCUUCAAACCUUUUGAACUGAAACAGAGUGAGACUUGUCCUAUGAUUUUGGCUGCUAAACCAAAUGUUUUAUUGUUUUGUGUUGUCGUAAGAAUAUAACCCUUGUGUUGAUAUUUGAAAUGCAAUAUGUGAACUUCUUUUUUUUUCUUUUUUCGGGGAGCCCUUUUUUGUCACAUUUAUUGGUCCCUCCCUUAUGUAUGCUUUGUGAUUUGUGGGGGGGUGCGUGUCUUCAGUUUUAUGAUUGGAUGAUUUUUGGAUAUGUCAUUAAUUCGUUGUUGCAAUUUUGUGGCCCUUGUUUGGUGAAAUCCAUAUAUGCAUUCAAUCAUCAGGUCUUUUUAGAAUUCCAUAAGUCAUUAAUUAACUUAACCACGACACACAGGGGCGUUUCAGGGACAGGCCUUAGAACUGCUCUAAGUCUGUACUGAAUAUGGCCCAGACCUUUACACCAGGCUUCCCUUUCAACUGCUCGACCGUCACUCAUUCAUAGUCAACUUUGUACGCUGACUGACCUGCUCCAUGAUUCUGGACCUUUCAUUAUUUUUCCCUUUUACAUUUCAACUUUCAAAACCUGAUGCUGUCAAAAGGAUUCUAUUUUUGGUGGGUCAUAGCCAGAUCCUCAACAAUUCACAGUGGACUUAAAAUCCCCCCAAAAAAUGUAAGGGGAGUAAAAUUCCAGUUACUUUCUUUGGAUCUUUUUCACUGAUUGUCAAUCCGCCACGCUUCUUGUUUAGUUCUACCAUUGUAGCUAGCCGCCAGUCCAUUUUAUUUCAAACCAAUAAACAUGUUGAUUACAAAAUGA